[Torrubiella] hemipterigena is the source of this 237-nucleotide messenger RNA. The record is from the annotation of a GenBank genome assembly. Lineage: Eukaryota; Fungi; Ascomycota; Sordariomycetes; Hypocreales; Clavicipitaceae.
AUGCAUCCUCAUCUACACACAAAGAACGCCAUUGCGUGCGAAGAAAUCAUUGCGGCCCUUGAGGCAUGCCACAACCAAGGCUUCAUGCACAAGGCGACUGGCGGCUGCAAUGACAUUAAGGAGAAGGUCAACCAAUGCCUGCGCGCCGAGCGAACGAAAAUCCAAUCCGAAAACAGAGCGAAAGCCAAGGAAAGGCGUGAUAGAAUCAAGCGCCAGCAAGAGGAGGCCGGUUUCUGA